AUGGUAUCAUCUGUGGACAAGAUCAAAACGCAAAGUAGUUUUCAGGGGAUUCUGACAGCUCUCUCUGCUGGUCUAGCAUUCUUGGGAGCACCCAGUAUCGGAGCCGUGUUGGUCGAGCAGCAGGCUGCGGCCAGUGUGAAGUAUGCGUCCCAGGCAGCUGUGGUUGGCCUGCAACAAGCACCGCCAACAGCCAAAUCACUCUGGCCGUCAGGAACCGACUCGUCGCAAACUUAUCAGAUCGGACAACUCAAGACUGUCUUGUCCGACGCUCUGAACCAGGAAAAGCAAAGAAUCUCGGAUACGGUGCAUAAAAUCAUGGGUGACCUCGAUCUCUUCCUAAGUUUCUCACAACAAGGUCAAUGGGUCACGAAUGAGACGUACGACUUGUCAGACAAAGCCACUAAUCUUGAUAUGGCUUUGAAAACGUUGUUGACCAGUCAGGUAUUGGCAAAGAAUGGCUGGUACGCAUUUCCAAUGGACGUCUUGGCUCCGAAAUACACGAGCCUCGAUGCACUCAGAGCGGUGAGCACUGGCGCCUAUGGGUGUAAGCAAUGGGCAGACAACGGCAUCUGUACAGGAGACACAGGCCUCAACUUCGUGCAAUGGUGGUCUCCGACCACGCAUCGUAUGUUUCAACUUGAUCAGAAUAAAAAUCCAGACCAGCAGUCAGACCCGAAUCCAACUACAUUGCUGAACGAGAUCGCAAGCAACAAAUGGGCGGACCUCGAGCUUCUCUUCGACGGUAGCUUUAAUUGCACAUGGGAAGGUCGUGCAAGGGGCGACCCAACAGUCGAUUUUGGGUCUGAUGGCAAAUUGGAAUUCGGUUGUAUCAGGCUGACUGCGGAUAUUGCUUCCCAGGAUCUUACCUCUUCCCUGGAAAUGAGUGCGCGUUCACUCUUGUGCCUAAACCUCUCGGGAAAGAUGCCUGCAGGACCCAGGUAUUGA
This is a messenger RNA of Bacidia gigantensis, 945 nucleotides long. RefSeq lists its product as uncharacterized. Bases 1 to 945 code for a protein of 314 amino acids. The record is from RefSeq and is a predicted model, not a curated record. NCBI's taxonomy places the organism in Eukaryota, Fungi, Ascomycota, Lecanoromycetes, Lecanorales, Ramalinaceae. The transcript has 2 exons.